UAGUCGCAUUCAAAUCAGCGGUUGCGGCGGUUUCGCUGGCAUUUAGUUUGUUUAUUUAAUUACCGGCAGAACGCUUAAAACGAUAAUUAAUAGCCGCGAAAUGACUUCUAAGUCUUAACCAGUUGUGUUUGAGCUUUUAUUACUAUUAAAAAUAGUUCCUAAGUGCACAAAAAGAAGGAGUUUAAUUACAGCCACAUCAUAUUUACAUCCAUUAUUUUACGGAAUCCUGCGCGGAAUAUUCCAAAAUGGCUCUCUCCAUCUUCUCCCUGGUUACUGGAUUUUACUUCCUACACUUCUCCAUAGCUCUGAUCCUGGUCAACAAGGAGGUGCCACAGACGCGCGGAAUGCUCUAUCCCAGGGAAUCAGAGACACGAGAGGUUCGCUCACUUGACGGGAUCUGGAACUUUGUGAGGUCAGAUCAGGCGAAUCCCACUCAGGGUGUACGAGAUGAAUGGUAUGCUAAGGAGUUGAGCCAGAGCAGGCCGACGAUUCCGAUGCCAGUGCCUGCCUCCUAUAAUGAUAUAACCACUGAUAAUUUGAGGGAUCAUGUGGGUACGGUGUGGUACGACAGGAAAUUCUUUGUGCCCCGUUCCUGGGCAAAGGAUCAAAGGAUCUGGUUGAGAUUCGGAAGUGUUCAUUAUGAAGCAUAUGUGUGGAUUAACGGCCAGAAAGUAGUGAAGCACGAAAUGGGUCACCUGCCCUUCGAAGCGGAAGUUACGGAUCUCCUUAACUACGGUGCCGAGAACCGAAUAACCGUGAUGUGCGACAAUGCCCUGAUUCAGACGACAGUGCCGCAGGGCAGGAUUACUGAAGUGCCCAAUGAUGGAGGAAUGACCAUUGUGCAGAGCUACACCUUUGACUUUUUCAACUAUGCGGGGAUUCACAGGAGUGUGCAUCUGUACACCACGCCUCGUACUUUUAUCGAGGAGGUUGAGGUCACCACCAAUCUUUCUGCGGAUGCCAGUGUUGGCGAGGUUUUUUAUAGCGUAAGCGUGAAUGGAAGUGCUGCCAAUGAGGCGGAUAAUGUCCUGCAUAUUCAAACUAACCUCUACGACAAGGAAGGCCUACUCGUGGCAAAUGCAACGUCAGACGGAAAACUCGGAGGCAAGUUGCAGGUUAACCAGGUAAAACCGUGGUGGCCCUACCUAAUGCAUCCCGAGCCCGGUUACCUGUACGAGCUGGAGAUCAAACUAUUGGCCACUAAGGACGAGCUUCUAGAUGUCUACCGUCUGAAAGUUGGAAUUCGAACUUUGAGUUGGAACAAAAAGCAAUUCCUGAUCAACGGCAAGCCUGUUUAUUUCCGAGGAUUCGGACGACACGAAGAUGCGGAUAUCAGAGGAAAAGGUCUGGAUAAUGCCUUGAUGGUUAGGGACUUUAAUCUUCUCAAGUGGAUUGGAGCAAAUGCAUACCGUACCUCGCAUUAUCCGUAUUCAGAGGAGUCCAUGCAGUUUGCGGAUGAGCACGGUAUUAUGAUCAUAGACGAGUGUCCAAGUGUGGAUACAGAGAACUAUAGCCAGGAGCUGUUGGGCAAGCACAAAUCAUCAUUGGAGCAGCUCAUACACAGGGAUCGGAAUCAUCCGAGUGUGGUGAUGUGGUCCAUUGCCAAUGAACCUCGAACUGGCAGCAUGAGUGCGGACUCGUACUUUGAAUUGGUGGCCAAUUAUACGCGUUCCCUGGAUAGUUCUCGACCAAUUACGGCUGCUAUUGCCGUGCCUCAUACUCAGGAUAAGGCGGGUCGUUCUCUGGACAUCAUUAGCUUCAAUCGCUAUAAUGCCUGGUAUUCAAACACCGGACGUCUAGACAUGGUUACCCAGAAUGUGAUCGAUGAGGCUACCGCUUGGAAUAAGCAUUACAAUAAACCCAUUAUCAUGUCUGAAUAUGGAGCUGAUACCCUAGAGGGAUUGCACAUGCAACCUUCCUAUGUCUGGUCGGAGGAAUUCCAGACGGAGGUAUUUUCCCGCCAUUUUAAGGCCUUUGACGAGCUUCGCAAGAAAGGCUGGUUUAUUGGGGAGUUCGUUUGGAAUUUUGCAGACUUUAAGACAGCUCAAAGCUAUACCCGCGUGGGCGGUAAUAAAAAGGGAGUUUUUACCCGCGCCCGUCAACCUAAGGCGGCUGCACAUCUCCUUCGGAAGAGAUACUUUGCCUUGGGCAGAGAUCUGGACCAAUGCAGCUUCCCGGAGGAUCUCUUUACCUAUAUUGCUGACCUGAUAUCCUAAUGGAUAAGUGAACGUUGAUACCACCCAAGUAUUUGGACACUGUAAAUAAGAUUACUGCCACCUCGGAUUUGCAUUUUUAGCUGAUUACCCUAACCCAUUCCGCUGCAUUGCCCUUGUACAAUAUUAAAAAAUAGCUCUAGUUGAUUGUAUUUUUGUAUGUAAUUGUAAGCAUAAGAUUAUAAAUAAAAGUGCGUUA
Drosophila eugracilis is the source of this 2412-nucleotide messenger RNA. Its product is annotated as beta-glucuronidase. Bases 246 to 2216 code for a protein of 656 amino acids. NCBI's taxonomy places the organism in Eukaryota, Metazoa, Arthropoda, Insecta, Diptera, Drosophilidae. Gene Ontology annotation, molecular function: carbohydrate binding; beta-glucuronidase activity. The record is from RefSeq and is a predicted model, not a curated record. The transcript has 9 exons. Gene Ontology annotation, biological process: glucuronoside catabolic process; carbohydrate metabolic process.